CCGAAUGAAGAUCUAUUUUCCUUUAUAGAUCAAGUCUGAAUGCAUUAAUCGCGUUAUUUAUGCAGGUAUUAUGUGUUAGAUAAGUAUACUUCUAAUGCAUGAGCACACAUACCCCACCCACACGAAUAUAUACGGCCACUUCCACUCCAACCACAGCUUGCAUGGAACAUUCGGCCAUGAAGCUCAGGUGCCUAUAGUGGGAUGGCUCAUAACUCCGCGUAAAUCCCCGAGUAACGCGUCAUACUAGGCGCCGAGCACUGGUAUAAAAGUCGGAUGCGAGAGCUCUGGAUCACAUUAAUUCACACCAGCUCUCUGUGAACACGUCUGCAGUGCAAAAAGCGACAAUAUGCUGUUCUGUGUGGUUUUUGCACUCGUUACCUUCAGCGUGGCGGUGGCAGGGGAGCCAAUGGAUCUCACCAGGGUGCAGAGAGGCGCUCUGUACAUUCGGCUACCGGCACCGUACUCCACGGCUCCAACUCAGUGUUAUGACCCGCAAAUUGACGAAUACUUCAACGAGGGGGACGUCUGGUCGUCCUCCUACUCGGGCUGCAAGCUGAGCACCUGUGUCGACAUCAACGGCAUCCUCAACGUCGAGAGAUACUCGUGUCCGCUGGUGAGCAAGGGCGUCGACUUCAAGCGACUGAAGAAGGAGAACUACUACUGUCGCCAGGCCUGGGGCAACCGGAACAAGCAGUUCCCCUCCUGCUGCCCCAGUCUCCAGUGCAAGUACUACGUGAAGGGAAAGCUGAUGCCGCUGCCCAAACACAUGUACCCUCUGCUCUGAGCCUUAUUCAUAAAGACUGCACCGCUAAUCAAUAGUCAGAUUGGCAGAAAAGUCGUGUAACUGUAUCGAGCUUCCUAAAUGACCUGACCUGUAGUGUAAGUUAUUUGAGUGAAGUGUAACGGCGUCGUAAAGCGACGCUCGGUUUGUCCAAUGGUGCUGGAAUGGCAAUUCCCGUAUUACUGUUUCUCAAUGCAAUGUGUGCUUGUGAGUUUGUGUAUUUGAGCUUCGUUUGAGUGUGUCACUUUGAAAUGUUUUUAUAUAAAUACACAUAAUGCAAACAACAAA
Molecule: messenger RNA, 1069 nt
Organism: Amphibalanus amphitrite
Lineage: Eukaryota; Metazoa; Arthropoda; Thecostraca; Balanomorpha; Balanidae
Exons: 3
Coding region: 347-784 (145 amino acids)
Source: RefSeq, a predicted model, not a curated record